Molecule: messenger RNA, 337 nt
Organism: Polychytrium aggregatum
Lineage: Eukaryota; Fungi; Chytridiomycota; Chytridiomycetes; Polychytriales
Exons: 1
Coding region: 7-300 (97 amino acids)
Source: RefSeq, a predicted model, not a curated record
GUUGCCAUGUCCGCCCUCGUGAAAUUGGAUGUUUUAUUGCCCUUGGCUUGCCCAGCACCAGCGGGGGAGACGGUCGCUUUGUGUGCAGCGAGAACCACGGCUGGGCCAGAGUUCGUGCCAAAGCGAGCUGUUGCAGACGGGCCUUUCUCCGCGGCGCAGCAUCGACAAGCCCGCUCCCAUGGCCGUGGCUGGCACCCAUUCAUAGCAGCGCCUGUCUCGGCCACGGAGAAGGUGCCAGUCUCGAUCGUGAAGGACGAGUGCCAGUCCCGAUCGCGCAGGAAAGGUCCCAGCGAGCUCUGAAGGGCGGCGACUCGGCAGGAGCAAAGGCCCGCAAGUU